Messenger RNA from Acanthochromis polyacanthus (spiny chromis), 669 nucleotides. RefSeq lists its product as uncharacterized. The record is from RefSeq and is a predicted model, not a curated record. The annotation marks the transcript as partial. The transcript has 3 exons. Lineage: Eukaryota; Metazoa; Chordata; Actinopteri; Pomacentridae.
AUGCGAGGCCCCAUCUGCUUCACCCCCGUCUGCCUCCCCCCCUCCUCCACCACGGUGCUGUUAGGGAGGCGUGAGGCCGGGAGUGUGACCGGCAGCGUGACAGGAACGAGGUCUGCAGGAGGAAGAGGCGGUCGGAUCGCUGCACAAAGAGCAGAGCGGCGACUGCAGCUGUGGGCGUACAGAGCCCCCACCGUACUCCCUGCUCUCCUCGCCGUCCUCCUUGCUUCACCAAAUACCUCCUGCCUCCCCCAUCAUCCUCCCUUCCUCCCCAUCAUCCUCCCUUCCUCCCCCGUCAUCCUCUCUUCCUCCCCCAUCAUCCUCUCUUCCUCCCCAUCAUCCUCCCUUCCUCCCCCGUCAUCCUCUCUUCCUCCCCCAUCAUCCUCUCUUCCUCCCCAUCAUCCUCUCUUCCUCCCCAUCAUCCUCCCUUCCUCCCCCGUCAUCCUCUCUUCCUCCCCAUCAUCCUCCCUUCCUCCCCCGUCAUCCUCCCUUCCUCCCCCAUCAUCCUCUCUUCCUCCCCAUCAUCCUCCCUUCCUCCCCCGUCAUCCUCUCUUCCUCCCCGUCAUCCUCUCUUCCUCCCCUAUCGUCCUCCCUUCCUCCCCAUCAUCCUCCCUUCCUCCCCCGUCAUCCUCCCUUCCUCCCCCAUCAUCCUCUCUCCCGUCAUCCUCUCUU